Molecule: messenger RNA, 252 nt
Organism: Protopolystoma xenopodis
Lineage: Eukaryota; Metazoa; Platyhelminthes; Monogenea; Polystomatidea; Polystomatidae
Source: the annotation of a GenBank genome assembly
AUGUCCCCGUUAGUAUCAACGACUACCAGACCAUCUAAACUUGGACCUGCUAAAGUCGAGAAGGCUCCGACACAUAUUUCAUUCGGCAGUCUACUUCCAAACGGCAACCGGCAGUCGGGCUUAGCACACCGCUUAUUCGCAGCUGCUAUGCCAGCCGCUUUGACAACGGCCGAAAAUCUGUCUCAGUCUGUUCCGGCGCAAGACCGAGUCCUCUCGAAAUAUGCCGGGAAACUGGCAUCGGACUACGCUUGA